UAGGUCGCUUUUUUUAAGACAUUUGUGACAAAAGAUCACCUUGAUUGGAUAAUGCGUGUGUGGUGGGUCAAGCUAAAAUUACACUUAUAUACCCUUGUAAACAAAAGCUCAUAUCCCAUGUGAGACUCUCUCUAUAUCACAAACUCUAGAACACUCUCCUAUUCACUUUCUCUCUAAAAAGUUCCAAACAUACAUAUCUCUCUCUCUAUAUAUAGCUAAUCUCUCUAGUUCUAAGCAUUUAUUACUCUUUUUCAUUCUCACUUUGACUCAUCAUCAUAAAUCAUAAUCACUCUUUCACACCCAACCAACUAACCAACCCCUUUCUCCUUUCUUUCUUCUUCUUCUUAUUAUUAUUAAGAGAAGAAUUGGAGAAGAAGAAAGGGAGUAAUUGAAAAUGGGGUUGGGAAAGAAAUGGUUUUUAUGGUCACAAGUGGUGAUUGGAAUGUUAUUGGUUCAAGCAUUUGCAACUGGUAUGCAAAUUCUAUCGAGAAUCAUUCUUGUUGAAGGAACUUUUGUGUUUGCUUUGAUGACAUAUCGUCAUUUGGUUGCUGCUCUUUGUGUUGCUCCUUUGGCCUUCUAUUUCGAAAGAGUUAGUGAAGUGAACAAGUGUAAUAAGAAUGUUUGGUUUUGGCUAUUCUGCAAUGCCUUAGCAGGGAUAACAGGUGCUAUGGGAUUGUUUUAUUAUGGGCUGAGAAAUACAACAGCUACUUAUGCAACAAAUUUCCUCAAUUUAGUUCCUAUUGUCACAUUUGUUUUAUCAACUUUACUCAAAUUAGAGAGGUUGAAUCUACAUACAAAAGAAGGUAAAGUGAAAUGUAUUGGAGCAUUAAUGUGUGUAAGUGGAGCUCUUAUAACUAGUCUUUACAAAGGAAAAUCAUACUACAUUAUAAGUCAUCACCAUACUACAAAUGACUCUCAUACCAUUCCUCACACAACUCAUACCAAUUGGCCACUUGGCACUCUCAUGUUGGUUGGUAGCUGUUUCUCUUGCUCUGCAUGGUUCCUUAUACAAGUUAAGUUGAAGAGAAUAUUUCCAUAUAGAUAUUGGGCAAUUCUUUUGACAUGCCUUAUAGGAGCUGUGCAAUCAGCUAUAAUUGGUUUAUGUAUAGAUACAAGUGUAGGCUCAUGGACAUUAGGCUGGAAUCUACAACUCAUUACUAUAAUUUACUCAGGAUCACUUGCAACAGCUGCUACGUUCUGCUUAGUGACAUGGGCAAUUUCACUUAAAGGGGCCACUUAUCCGUCCAUGUUCAACCCACUCACUCUAAUUUUCGUAUCUUUAUCUGAGGCUAUCAUACUUAGUGUAUCUAUAACAACUGGAACUUUGAUUGGGAUGAUGUUGAUCAUAUUUGGAUUGUAUUCCUUUUUGUUGGGAAAUAAAAAGGAGAACAAAAGCUUAGUUCAUGAUGAGAACAACUUAGAAGGAGAAGGAGCAACAAAGAUGUUAAUAAAGAAUAAUAAUAAUAAUAAUAAUGUUACUAUUAAUCAUCACAUCAUUCCAACUGGGUUGGAGCUCACUACCAUUAAUGUUGUGCCAACUACUUCACCAAAACAAAUAAUACAACAAAAAUAAUAUUGAAAAAACAAAUUAUGUUAGAUAAAAUGUGAUCUUAAUCACU
Molecule: messenger RNA, 1619 nt
Organism: Cannabis sativa
Lineage: Eukaryota; Viridiplantae; Streptophyta; Magnoliopsida; Rosales; Cannabaceae
Product: WAT1-related protein At1g09380-like
Exons: 7
Coding region: 395-1573 (392 amino acids)
Cellular component (GO): plasma membrane
Molecular function (GO): transmembrane transporter activity
Source: RefSeq, a predicted model, not a curated record